CACUGCGGACCCGCCGCCGUCAACAUGUCCCUGCACGGCAAACGGAAGGAAAUCUACAAGUAUGAAGCGCCCUGGACCGUCUACGCCAUGAACUGGAGCGUGCGGCCCGACAAGCGCUUUCGUCUGGCGCUGGGCAGCUUCGUGGAGGAGUACAACAACAAGGUUCAGCUUGUUGGUUUAGAUGAAGAGAGUUCGGAGUUUAUUUGCCGAAACACCUUUGACCAUCCGUACCCCACCACAAAGCUCAUGUGGAUUCCUGACACAAAAGGCGUCUAUCCAGACUUACUGGCGACAAGUGGCGACUAUCUCCGUGUGUGGAGGGUUGGCGAAACAGAGACCAGGCUGGAAUGUUUGCUGAACAAUAACAAGAACUCAGAUUUCUGUGCUCCUCUGACCUCCUUUGACUGGAAUGAGGUGGAUCCUUAUCUUUUAGGUACCUCCAGCAUUGAUACAACUUGUACCAUCUGGGGGCUGGAGACAGGGCAGGUGUUGGGGCGAGUGAAUCUUGUGUCUGGCCAUGUGAAGACCCAACUGAUCGCCCAUGACAAAGAGGUCUAUGACAUCGCGUUUAGCCGGGCUGGGGGUGGCAGGGACAUGUUUGCCUCUGUGGGCGCUGAUGGCUCAGUGCGGAUGUUUGACCUCCGCCAUCUAGAACACAGCACCAUCAUUUAUGAAGACCCACAGCAUCACCCACUGCUUCGCCUCUGCUGGAACAAGCAGGACCCUAACUACCUGGCCACCAUGGCCAUGGAUGGAAUGGAGGUAGUGAUUCUGGAUGUCCGAGUUCCCUGCACACCUGUCGCAAGGUUAAACAACCACCGAGCAUGUGUCAAUGGCAUUGCUUGGGCCCCACAUUCAUCCUGCCACAUCUGUACUGCAGCGGAUGACCAUCAGGCUCUCAUCUGGGACAUCCAACAAAUGCCCCGGGCCAUCGAGGACCCUAUCCUGGCCUACACAGCCGAAGGAGAGAUCAACAACGUGCAGUGGGCCUCGACUCAGCCUGACUGGAUUGCCAUCUGCUAUAACAACUGCCUGGAGAUACUCAGAGUGUAGUGUUUGUGGCGCCAUGCCCACGAGGCAGGGGCUUGUGUGUUUCCCGCCUCUGCCCACCCCCAAAGUAAGAAGAAACAUGUUUCCGGUGGCCAGUAUGUCUUUCAUUGCUUUGCACCCACUGUUACCAGAAGCUGCUCUAGGAGUACCUGGCCAGUCACCCCAUCACUCUCUGUGCCGGACUCAGUGCUGUGUGGCGCCUCCUCAGCCUAGGGCUGAGUUUUAAGAUUUUUCUCUCCUUUCCUCUUCUCUUUUGGUUUCUCAAUUAAAAUUUUCUGUUUAUUUCUUCGUCAGCCGUUGUGUUAAUGAGCAUUACAGGCACUGGCUGUGUUUGUAUUCAUCUGCUCCAGAUGUCUGUCUGUCUGCUGCCCAAGGCAGCAAUCUGUGUCCAUGUUCAUGUUAGCACUUAAGUGGGAACAAAUGCCAAUUUGAAGUUGUCUUUCCUCCUAUUAUCAAUGUCUAUAACAAAUUUCAACUUUGUAUAUUUUUUAUCUAUCAGGCUAAUUUUUUUAUGAAAAGAAUUUUACUCCCUGGUUUCUUCCUUUGUUUCAUAGCCCUCCCUGUCAGCACCUUCCUCUGCCUUUGACCCCAUGAGCAGUUUGCCUUCUUGAAUCACUGCCUGAGCAGAACGUACCUGACCGGGAGUUCCAAACCACCCUGGUGCUCUGAAGUCGGCCAGCUCUCACACCUUUGCUCAGCCUGGCUCUUCUCAGGGGCAUUCUGGGCUUCACAAUAGCCAUGUGAAGCCUUCUGAUACUCCCUGAAGUACUUCUCUCCAACCCCACUGGGACCUAUUGGGAACGUGCUGGAGCUGAGAUAGACAGGCUGAUGGGGGUACCUGACUUGAGGGGCAUAGUUUCAGGAAAGCUGAGCUUAGAAUAUAUUUCCAGUACAUGGUUUCAGAGUCUGUUUUUCCCUCCAAAUGUAAGCCUCAGGCCAUUCUCUUUCAUGUCUUAAAUGAUAGGUAAGAAUGAUCUAUAAGCCAGAAUUCAGUAUCUCUUUGUUUAGUUUACUGUGACUGGUGGUAUAUCAGCCACUCUUGUCGACUGAGUGCUCUGAGGUGAGGGACUCCUGCUUGAGAGGCACACAAUCUGUGCAUCUAACCCUGAACAAGAUCCCCUUGAGUGUGGGGGACUGUCAGCUCUUCUUAAGGGAGGGACUGAUAGGUUGUGAUGACCCCAGGUCAUCAAGUAAAAAUAGCUACAAAAGAAUCAGAGAUCCCAGGGUCAGCCAGGUAAGAGCUCUGCACACACCUGUCAACUGCCCCACCCCCACUUUAGGUUCUGAGCAAUAUUGGACUUGUAGGCUGCAGGUGUCUUGUUUCCGUUACGUAAAUGAGUUCCAUGGAGGGGACUUGUGUGCGAUUCUGGUGAUAGAUGAGUUCUUGGGCAGGGUGAGUUUGAGACAUGCUGAGUCCACGCAGGAGUUUGCCUGGUUCAUCAUGCUCUGCCAAGCGCCUGAAGGUCUCUGAGACCCUCUGAGUUGUGAAUCUGAGUAGGAGAGUAGCAGCAUCAAGGCACGUGGUUUUGUCCACUUAGGCUCUCACCUGCUCUUGAGAAACAAAACAGUUAGCUUUGCUCUUCUGAGCCCUUUAGCUCACUUGGUUGAGUCUUCCUUUUCAGAAGCAGAUGUAUUUGUAUCCCCAAAGUCAUAGCUCGGCUUUACUACACAGGGGCUUGUCCCAAAGCAAAUGGCUCUUUUUUUAGUUAGGGUAUUUUCUCUUUUUACCUUUUUACUUUUUUUAUUCUGAUUUGGGGGCUCUUUGGCCAUCUGCCAAAGGUUUACCCUCUUGCAUUUUCCACCAGAUUUGCCCUAUGUCAUUUGGAGAUAUAAAGUGAGCAGUUCUUGGUCCAAACCCUCUUCUGCUUGUAAUUGUGUUGGAUGGUUCAGGGUGCUUCUCUCAAGGGUAGCACGUCUACAUUGAUGGUUGCUUGCUCUAGGAGGCCAUCAGUUCCUUCCUGUGGAACAAGGUCUGAAGUGGAGGGCAGAGGGGCAGAGCUUAACUAUACUGAGUUCUGAAUUCAGGUUCCUUUCCUGAUCUGCACUUAAACCUAGUCUGAAUGAUGAGAAGAUUAAUCAAUUGGAACUCAAAAACAACAUGAAAAAAAUGAGUUAAUAGUAAUUAGAAUAUAUUUAGGUAAAGUUGCUAUUUACUCUGGAAACCAACAACUUUUGAUUUAUUUUUUUCCUUGCCCCGUGGACUCCCAGCCCUGUCACCCUCCCUAGGCCAUACAGUGCAGUCCUCCUCCUGACAUCCCACUUGGGGCCCAGGUGGGACGCCCAGUCUCCCUGAACAAACACACACACACACUCACAGUUGUUGGGAUGCUGGUGUUUGGAGGUCCCAGCUUGUACUCUCUCUUUCUGCCACAGGCCAGAUGGCCUCAUGGCUGAGGAAGGGAUUUCUGUAGUUUCUGGAUUCGGGAAGGCUCUUAGUCAGCCGUGUCCUGAAAGCAGAGUCUGUUGUAGUUUGAAGAGCAGCCAGAGAGCAUGGAUGGGAGGUUCUGGAUCGGCUUUCCAUGAGUGUGAGAAGAGCAGCUGCUGAGAAUUCACUGGUAAGGCCGUAAGGCCACAGUGGCACCGCUAGGCUUGGCUUGGCUGGUGGUGGCCGUUUGCUGUGCUCUUGGCCUCCUGAACUGAAGCUGCCUUUUCCUUGUCUGCUCUGAGGGGAAGGGGAGGGAGGUGUUGAACAAAUUAGGCCUCAGGCUCCACAUGAGAGAGCUGGCGAAUGGGUACGAGCCCUUCGAGAGCUUGAGUGCUUACACUUAGAAGAGUCGGAAGCCUCUCCAUCCAGAGAGGGAUCCGACUGCAAGGUGAGGAUUCGAAGGGGGAAGAUAUUUGACAACUUGGUGAGAAUUUCUUACCAGACCCAGGAUCGGAUCUCAGAGAACUGGUUAAGAUUUGGGAAGAAAAAGAAAAAAAUUGAGACUACUACAAGGUUUUAAUGAUAGUUGUGGUUGAAAUUUUAGAAGGGGAUUUAGGAUGUGGGAGAAAAUCAAUGGUAAAUAUUUCUUGAGAUCAAAAGAGAAAAUAUCAGAGGGUAGUAAUGGCCUGAGGUGGGGAAGCAUUCAGGCUGUCUGCCGUGUGGCCAUGGAGUGAGACUGUGCCCUUGGCCUGUGUCAGUCUUCCUGGACCAUUCAUCGGGUGUCUGUGAUGCUGGGUAACUGUGGGGACAGGAUGACAGCUCAGGGCAGAGGAGCCCCUCCCUGCAGCAGUGCAGCCAUAGGUCAUGUUGGUGGUAGAAAUCUUCAGGUCUUGGGAGUCCUGCGAUCAUUCCAGACCAAGGCUCUUCCUGGUGGCAGGUUUGUAGAGAGCAGAAGAAGCAGAGGUUGUAAACAGUCAUGCUGACUCUCCCCACCCCCUUUUCUCUUCUUCUUUCCCACUCUAGAACUUUCUGCUGCAACCUACGCCUUGAAUUCCUAGGGUGUAAGAAGGUAUAGGAGCUGCAGGGUUUUCUGAACACAGAAGGGCCAGCCCAGUACCAUCUCUCCACCUUCCCCAGCUUGAGAAUAUGGCAGCUGCUUCAACUGCCUGGCUUGGGCUAAGAGAGACCAAGUAGAAGGCUCAAAGCAGACUCUUUACUCUCCGCACUUCAAGAAGCCAAAGGAGGGUCAUGCUUGGCAUUUCAGUUGGGUUUUCCCUAGGAGAGAAGCUGAAUUGAGCAGUCACUGUGAACUCUGGGCCAAGCUCUCUGAGAAUCGUCUUUUUUGUACUGGCUGAGUCAGCUACUGAGAGUGUCUCAUGUCACAGAGCCUUGCCCACCUCUCCUACAUGCACCUUCUUCUUCUCUCACAGUUAUCAUUGCUGCUAAUGGUCAAAGUCAAAUGUAUGGCCACACAAGAUGGGCCAGGUCCUCUCAGGCUACUUUCUGGAUGUUAUUUUUUGAAUAUUGAAAUGUGCAGGUGCCUUCCCAAAAAGGCUUGGACUGGUAUAUUGAACCAGAAACAAAUAAGCUAAUGAAAGUAUCAGUUCAAGAAAAAAAGAUGUUGGCAGUCUGUGUAACAGCUAGAAAACGUAUAAGUACCCACCUUUGGGACAACCCAGUGAAUAUGAACUUGUGAUAUCUGCUAGUUAAAAGAUAUGUUGUCACCUUGGGUUGAUUGUGGUAUACAGUAUGUAAAGAAACUUGUUGAGCUAAAGCUUUGACUUCUUUGAGUCGAAUAUGAAUCAUUUGCUUUGGUUUCUGUGUAUUUCAUGACUCCCCCACCCCCUCCGUCAAUGCCUUUCCAUUCCUCCUCCCCCUAGUGUGAAUUUGUAGCAUGAUUGUACAAACCUCUAUGUAGAAAAUGGAGAUUUCUUGUUCUCUGAAAUGUAAGCUCUAGCCAAUCGGUCUCUGUCCCCUUUAGCUUAGUGUGUCUGAACUUACUUUCUUGUUAUAUAUUUAAACUUUUUCUCUAUACUCUAGGUUUUGUGGCAUCCCAUGGUCAGGUGGAGAAGAAGCUGCCCCUUGCAGAUCUGUACUGUAACCAUUUUUCUUUUUGAAAUAUUAUUGCACAGGACUGAUUGCACACAGGGCUUGUAAUAAAAUUUUAACACUGUGCUGUGAAACCACGAUGGUAAAUCCCCCAUCGAAGGCUACUUCAAAGGCGCCUGAAAGUGGGGUGUUAUAUCUAUGGCUUCAUUUCUUGUUUCCUGAGUAUAUUAAACCUAAUUUUUGCCCUUUCAUUCUGUUUCAGCCUCCUGUAUAAGAAGUACCGUAUUUUCUGCCCAUCAUACUUUGUAAUAAAACUUGAACAUGUAUAGAUUGA
Pteropus alecto (black flying fox) is the source of this 5798-nucleotide messenger RNA. RefSeq names its product DDB1 and CUL4 associated factor 7 (gene DCAF7). Gene Ontology annotation, cellular component: nucleus. NCBI's taxonomy places the organism in Eukaryota, Metazoa, Chordata, Mammalia, Chiroptera, Pteropodidae. Gene Ontology annotation, molecular function: protein binding. The coding region runs from base 25 to 1053 and encodes 342 amino acids. The record is from RefSeq and is a predicted model, not a curated record. The transcript has 7 exons.